This is a messenger RNA of Diuraphis noxia (Russian wheat aphid), 1183 nucleotides long. RefSeq names its product isoaspartyl peptidase/L-asparaginase. Gene Ontology annotation, cellular component: cytoplasm. Gene Ontology annotation, molecular function: asparaginase activity. The record is from RefSeq and is a predicted model, not a curated record. Lineage: Eukaryota; Metazoa; Arthropoda; Insecta; Hemiptera; Aphididae.
UUGAUUACUCCAAAGUACAAAAAUACUAUUGCACUUAUAUUCUAUAUAGAUAAAAUUCAAAUCUAGUUUGUAACAUUGAGUGUUAAUGCAAUUUAUAUAAAAUCAUUCAAAUCAUUGCAUUUAAAAUUAUUUUUGGUAAACAAUUAAUAUAAUGUCUGAACCGGUCAUUGUUGUGCAUGGUGGAGCAGGAAAUAUACCUGACAACCGGGACCAACCAAAGUUUGAUGGAGUUAUAACUGCUCUCAGAAAAGCUUAUGAAACCUAUAAAAAAACAUCAUCUAUUAUGGAUGCAUGUCAAGCUGCUGUUGAGUAUAUGGAAGAUGAACCAGCAUUCAAUGCGGGCCGUGGAUCAGUGUUAAAUCUAAAAGGCGAAAUUGAAAUGGAAGCUCUUAUUAUGGAAGGAAAAAACAUGAAGGCUGGAAGUGUUACUGGUGUAAGAAACAUUGCACACCCAAUAGCACUGGCUAGAAAAGUUAUGGAAAACACACYACACGUAUUUUUAAUGGGUGCAAGUGCUAAUGAGUUUGCUCAAAAAAUGGGAUUUGAAACCGUCAGUGAUGAUUAUCUGAUAACAAAUGAUGCAAGAAUAGGCUUGGAAAAUUUUUUGAAAUCUGGUAGUGAACCCGUUACAACUGAAAUUGGACAUGGAGGUGUUGGCACUGUUGGUGCUAUUGGUAUGGAUGGAAACAGCGGGCAUAUGGUUUCAUGUACUUCAACAGGAGGAAUCACYGGCAAAAUGGCAGGUAGAGUUGGUGAUACACCUGUUGUUGGUGCUGGUGGUUACUGUGAUGAUACCGUGGGCACUAUUUCAACCACUGGCCACGGUGAUAGCAUAAUGCGCUAUUGUUUGGCCCAAAGGAUAAUGCAAAAUUUGGAAWACGGCGAAAUUCCAAACAUUGCAGCUCAGAAAGCGUGUGAUGGCAUGUCAGGCCGUGUAGGUGGCAGUGCUGGGGCUAUUGUUAUUUCCAAAAAUGGGGAGGUCGGAAUUGGCUUUUCUUCUCCUAAAAUGGCAUGGGCCUUCUUGAAAAAUGGAAUCAUUUACUAUGGAAUCAAAAAAGGUCAACAGUUUACAGUUGAGCUGUAAAACMAAACUAAUCAGAUUACAGAACCAAAUUUUACUAAAUACGUUUUAUACGUAUAAAUUGUUUUUUAAAUAGUGUAAUGUGUAAUGUACUAAUUUUUA